Molecule: messenger RNA, 2480 nt
Organism: Chenopodium quinoa (quinoa)
Lineage: Eukaryota; Viridiplantae; Streptophyta; Magnoliopsida; Caryophyllales; Amaranthaceae
Product: serine/threonine-protein kinase PBS1-like
Exons: 5
Coding region: 452-1954 (500 amino acids)
Biological process (GO): protein phosphorylation
Molecular function (GO): ATP binding; protein kinase activity
Source: RefSeq, a predicted model, not a curated record
AAAAAUGUGCUAAGUAAGAUAGGAAAGAAUGAAUUUUUGGGUUGAUUCAUCUAAUCUAAAUCUCCUUCAUUUCAUCUCACUUUUUACAUAGAACCACCCUUUCUUUCGUUCUCUCUCUUUCUUUCCUUCGCCCCCCUUAUUUUACACUCCCCUAUUUUCUUUUCUUUUCUUUCUCAAAGUUUUCUUCAGUUGAAGCAACUCACCCACACGCCUUUCUCUCUCUUCUUUUGCUCUUCAAAUCUUCUUAUUUUCUCUCUUAUAAAGUAUAUGUUAUAUGCUAUAUAGUCAAAGAUUUAUGAUGAUUUCUAGUGAUUAUUAUUGAUUUAAAGAAGAGAUUUUGGGAACUGGGUUUUGGGUGAUUACUGUUUUGUUUGAAUCAAGAUAUCAAAGAGAAGUUUUUUAUAUUGUAAAAAAUAAAUUAAGAAUUUUGUGUGUAUAGUUUGACUGGGAAAUGGGGUGUUUUUCUUGUUUUGAAUCAAAGGAAGAAGAAAGAUUGAAUCCAACUUCUGGUGAGAAAGAUGAUCGCAAAGAUGCUUCUCCUUCUUCUAAUUCUAAUAUCUCUAAAUUAUCAUCUGGAGCUGAUCGGCUGAAAGCAAGAAACAAUGUCGGGCCAAGGCGAGAAUCAUCUGUUCCCAAUGAUGGACCUAUGGCCAAUAUUAGUAGCAGUGCCCAUACAUUCACUUUCCGCGAGCUUGCAGUUGCCACCAAGAACUUUAGGGAUGAAUGCUUCCUUGGGGAAGGGGGUUUCGGGCGUGUUUAUAAAGGGCAGCUGGAGACUGGUCAGGUUGUUGCUGUUAAGCAAUUGGACAGAAAUGGUCUCCAAGGAAACAGAGAGUUUCUUGUAGAGGUUCUUAUGCUCAGUCUUUUACAUAAUGACAAUUUAGUGAAUUUGAUAGGAUAUUGUGCUGAUGGUGACCAGAGAUUACUUGUAUAUGAAUACAUGGCGCUGGGAUCUCUAGAAGAUCAUCUCUUUGAUCUUCCACCUGAUAAAGAACCGCUUGACUGGAAUACCAGGAUGAAAAUCGCUGCUGGAGCAGCCAAAGGUUUGGAGUACCUCCAUGAUAAAGCAAACCCUCCCGUUAUUUACAGAGAUUUCAAGUCAUCUAACAUAUUGUUAGAUGAAGGAUUCCAUCCAAAGCUCUCUGAUUUUGGGCUGGCUAAAUUAGGACCUACUGGUGACAAGUCACAUGUUUCUACUAGGGUGAUGGGCACUUAUGGUUAUUGUGCCCCUGAAUAUGCUAUGACAGGACAACUGACGGUGAAGUCUGAUGUUUACAGUUUUGGAGUAGUUUUCUUAGAACUGAUAACUGGUCGCCGAGCCAUUGAUAGUGAUCGUCCUCAUGGAGAGCAGAACCUUGUAGCAUGGGCACGCCCUUUGUUCAAUGACCGCAGAAAGUUCUUGAAAUUGGCAGACCCUCAGUUACAAAGUAGAUUUCCAACAAGAGGACUUUACCAAGCUCUGGCUGUUGCAUCCAUGUGCAUACAAGAAAAUGCAGCUGCUCGACCCCUUAUUGGAGAUGUUGUAACAGCACUCUCUUAUCUGGCUAACCAAGCAUAUGAUCCAACUAUGAAAGAUAGGAGCAGAGAUGAGAAUGGUGGAAGAAUUGCAAGGGGUGAAGAUGGUGCUAGUUCAGGGAGAAAAUGGGACUUAGAAGGCUCAGAGAAAGAUGACUCCCCAAGAGAAACAGUCAGAAUGUUGAAUAAGGAUUCAGAUAGAGAACGUGCUGUUGCUGAGGCCAAAAUGUGGGGUGAAAAUUGGCGGGAAAAGAGACGACAAACUUUGGAUUUGGAAGGUGGGUCUGAAAAGGACGACUCCCCAAAAGAGACCGCUAGGAUGUUGAAUCGGGAUUCAGACAGAGAAAGAGCUGUUGCCGAGGCCAAGAUGUGGGGAGAGAAUUGGCGGGAGAAAAGAAGGCAAAGUGCUCAAGGCACAAAUGACAACAUAGAAGGGUGAUUCUCCCUUCAGCUUGUACAGUGUCAGAAAAGCAGAGAUGCUUCGGGCAGGCUAACUAGAUUCCGGUUUAUGCCCUCGUGUUUUCAUCUUUUUUUUGCCUUACCAACUUACAAAAUGUGUUGAGGCUUUGUAUGGAGGAUCAGAAAUGCCCACCAUGUAUGGUUGAUAUUAGUUUCUUUUCCCCCCUCUUUUUUUUUUUUUUCUUUUUUUCCUUUUUCUUGACAAGAUUGGCAGAUAUGAGGAGAAAUCAGAUGACGACGGGGGUAUAUUGCAUAGAAGAAUCAGAGUGUAUAUCUUCGGUAAGAAAGAAAAAAAGGCAGCUUUGGCUCCUUUUAAAACAUUUCAGUAUGCAGUCAUUUUGCUGAGCUUGUUUCUUUUCCGCAAUUGCGGAUGGCAGGUUCUUUCUUGGUUCUGCAUUUUUAGGAAAUACUCAAUGGAUUUGGUACUUAUACCAUUGUUGAGUGUUAUAAACUUAUAAUACAGCAGCUUGAAGCACUCUAUAUCAUAUUCAUCCAUGUUUGAUGUU